Messenger RNA from Entelurus aequoreus (snake pipefish), 1790 nucleotides. RefSeq names its product methyltransferase 16, N6-methyladenosine (gene mettl16). Bases 139 to 1689 code for a protein of 516 amino acids. Gene Ontology annotation, molecular function: 23S rRNA (adenine(1618)-N(6))-methyltransferase activity. Gene Ontology annotation, cellular component: nucleus. The record is from RefSeq and is a predicted model, not a curated record. Gene Ontology annotation, biological process: rRNA base methylation. NCBI's taxonomy places the organism in Eukaryota, Metazoa, Chordata, Actinopteri, Syngnathiformes, Syngnathidae. The transcript is spliced from 10 exons.
CGUCCGUCCUCCUUGACGUCAUCAUCCGGCAGGGUCGCACAGUAACGACGUCACGCAACCGGGAAGCACACGAGGAAAGCCAGGAAACGUUUAGCCAACGCGAGUCCAUCACAAUACUUAUUAAGCAGGCCGGCGGUCAUGUCUCUGAACAAGUCCAUGCAUCCCAGGAACCGCUACAAAGACAAACCACCAGACUUUGCCUACCUGGCCUCCAAAUAUCCACAAUUCCAACAGCAUGUGAACACCAACAUGAGUGGGCGAGCUGUAGUGAAUUUUAAGGAGCCGGAGGCCGUGAGAGCGCUGACCUGCACCCUGCUAAAGGAGGACUUUGGUCUGACCAUCGAGAUCCCUCUGGAGCGUCUCAUACCCACCGUGCCCCUGCGCCUCAACUACAUCCACUGGGUGGAGGAUCUCAUCGAUGGUCAGAAGCAACCACGCAGAGGCAUUGACAUCGGCACGGGUGCGUCCUGCAUCUACCCCUUGCUCGGAGCCACAAUGAACGGCUGGUUCUUCCUUGCCACUGAGGUGGACGAUAUCUGCUUCGACUACGCUACCAGGAACGUGGAGCAGAACCGUUUGUCUGACCUCGUUAAAGUGGUCAAAGUCCCCCAGAAGACUCUGCUGAUGGACGCCCUGAAAGAAGAGACCGAGAUUGUGUACGACUUCUGCAUGUGCAACCCUCCGUUUUUUGCCAACCAGCUGGAGGCCAAGGGGGUCAAUUCAAGGAACGCACGGCGGCCUCCUCCCAGCUCCGUGAACACAGGCGGGGUGACGGAAAUCAUGGCGGAGGGCGGCGAACUGGAGUUCGUUAAGAGGAUCAUUCAUGACAGUCUGCAGCUCAAGAAGCGCUUGCGGUGGUACAGUUGCAUGCUUGGGAAGAAGUGCAGCCUGGCACCGCUGAAAGAAGAGCUGAGGAAGCAAGGGGUGCCCAAAGUGACGCACACAGAGUUCUGCCAGGGUCGCACUAUGCGCUGGGCGCUGGCCUGGAGCUUCUACGAUGAUGUCACCGUCCCCUCGCCCCCCAGUAAGAAGCGGAAGCUGGAGAAAGUGCGUAAGCCUCUGUCCUUCACACUCCCAGAGGUGGCUGUCAAAGAGCUGCAGGUCAAGGCCCGCGCUCUGGGCUGCACCGGGCGCCAUCCCGCGGACGCCGUCACAUCCCUGCUGGAGAAGACGCUCACGGAGCUGCGGGUGCUGCACAAAGGUGUUCCGUGCCAGGAGGGCGAGCGGAGCCUCCACCUGACGGCCGUGGAGAACACCUGGCUGCACGGACGCCAGAAGCGACGCGAGCAAACCCGACACUUGCGAGAGCUGCCCAGAGCGCCUCAAGGCGCCGCGGCCGCCACCUGCACGCCGCCACCUCGCCGAGACGAGCAGGAAGAGCCCUCGCGGGAGUCGGCUGCGGAGCGCCUUGGCGAAAGCGCGGCGGCGGAAACGCUCGCCACAGGUGGAGCAGGCGAGGAGAAGGUUGCAGGUGUGGAAAAAAGGUGUGCGUCAGAAACAGGUGUCCCCGAGGACGCGGCGAAAGCGUCGGAGGAGCACUUCCUGUUCAAGUGUCUGCUGAACGUGCUGCAGGAGGACAGCGACGCGGUGGUGGAGAUGCACUGGAUGCAAGGCGACAACAAAGACCUGAUGAACCAGCUGUGCACCUUCCUCAGGAACUCACUCCUAAGGUCUGUUGCCAAGUCCUGAUCACUUUUACACUGCAGUAUUCCUCGGACUACAUCGCUACAUUUACAUGCUUCAAUCGCCAAAACAUUUGCAAUAAAUGUUGUUGUUUUUUUUAAAUGAAA